AUCCCCUGUAGGGGGUGGGUGAGGGGCGAGGCUGAGGAAGAAGAGAAGGGGAAUUGGGGCGCUUGAGGGGAUUAUAAUUUCUUUAAAAAGAGGGGAGGGGAGAGGCCAUGGCCGUCCCAGCCAAGAAAAGGAAGAUGAACUUCUCGGAGCGGGAGGUGGAGAUCAUCGUGGAGGAGCUGGAGCUGAAGAAGCACCUGCUGGUGAACCACUUCAACGCCGGGGUCCCCCUGGCCGCCAAGAGCGCGGCCUGGCACGGCAUCCUGAGAAGGGUCAACGCCGUGGCCACCUGCCGCAGAGAGCUGCCUGAGGUCAAGAAGAAGUGGUCUGACCUCAAGACCGAGGUCCGUCGCAAGGUUGCCCAGGUCCGGGCCGCCGUGGAGGGUGGUGAGGCGCCGGGGCCCACUGAGGAGGACGGAGCUGGGGGGCCUGGGACAGGCGGUGGCAGUGGCGGCGGUGGCCCACCUGUAGCCCCAGUGCUGCUGACCCCCAUGCAACAACGUAUCUGCAACCUGCUGGGCGAGGCCACCAUCAUCAGCCUGCCCAGCACCACAGAGAUCCACCCUGUGGCCCUCGGACCCUCGGCCACCGCAGCCGCAGCCACGGUCACCCUGACACAGAUCCCCACAGAGACCACCUAUCACACGCUGGAGGAGGGCGUGGUGGAGUACUGCACGGCUGAGGCGCCCCCACCUCUGCCACCGGAGGCCCCUGUGGACAUGAUGGCCCAGCAUGCAGACACGUCGGUCAAGCCGCAAGCGCUCAAGAGCCGCAUUGCUCUCAACUCCGCCAAGCUGAUACAGGAGCAACGGGUCACCAACCUGCAUGUGAAGGAGAUCGCACAGCACCUGGAACAGCAGAACGACCUACUGCAGAUGAUCCGCCGCUCCCAGGAAGUGCAGGCCUGUGCCCAGGAGCGCCAGGCCCAGGCCAUGGAGGGCACACAGGCUGCCCUGAGCGUCCUCAUCCAGGUCCUCCGGCCUAUGAUCAAAGAUUUCCGCCGCUACCUGCAGAGCAACACAGCUAACCCGGCCCCCGCCUCUGACCCUGGGCAGGUGGCCCAGAAUGGGCAGCCAGACAGCAUCAUCCAGUGAGGGCAGGGGUCAGGCCAGCCUUCUGCCAUGAUGGGAUGAAAACUCCAUGGACUCACUCACCAUCAAUUACCAAGGCCCUUGCAUCUCCCCAGAUCGUUUCCCAAGUUUGGCGAUUUGCUGCCGGUGCCUCAGCCACAUAUGACCAAUGGUUACAACUCAGGGCUCCAGACCUCAGCUAAAAAGAGAAGAUGCCGCCCUCCCGGGCACGAACGUUUAGAAUGCUCAGCUCCUCUAUUGUGACCACAGGAAGGUGGCCCUGAAGAUGCACUGAAGACAGCUGGGAGGUGACUGCUGUACUGUCAGCCUCUCUGUGGAGGCAUUCGUGCAGUGCCAGCUAAAAGGGAGGUGAAGGGGGAUAUCGGACCCAGCGAGGGAGUUGCUGGUAGAAGGAAAGCUCUUCUCAGUGUGGCUGGAUUAAGAGCAGCCCAGCAGCUUGGGCACCUCCACUCUGUGCGGUCUGAUGGCCCCAGCAAGGUCGCUGCAGGGACUUCCUGAGGACUUGGUUUGGUUUUUUUCUGGGGUUGGAAAUCUGAGCCAAUAUUGUGUCUGUUCCAUUUGGGUAUGAAGAGGAAGUCUGGAUCACUUAAACUGACUAGUUAUUUCCGGGUCAUAGUUUUAAAUUAAAGACAUAUCACUUUUUUAUA
Molecule: messenger RNA, 1735 nt
Organism: Pan troglodytes (chimpanzee)
Lineage: Eukaryota; Metazoa; Chordata; Mammalia; Primates; Hominidae
Gene: NAIF1
Product: nuclear apoptosis inducing factor 1
Exons: 3
Coding region: 108-1091 (327 amino acids)
Cellular component (GO): nucleus
Source: RefSeq, marked provisional